Pediculus humanus corporis (human body louse) is the source of this 1731-nucleotide messenger RNA. RefSeq names its product Lipoprotein A precursor, putative. The transcript has 2 exons. The record is from RefSeq and is a predicted model, not a curated record. Bases 1 to 1731 code for a protein of 576 amino acids. NCBI's taxonomy places the organism in Eukaryota, Metazoa, Arthropoda, Insecta, Psocodea, Pediculidae.
AUGGUUUCUUCUCAUAAUAAUAACGUAAUGAAAUCAUUUAGGUACAGGUUACACAGUCGGAAAAAAAAUAGCCGUUUCCAAGGUUCUUUUUCGGAACACAUAAGAAAAAAGAAGUUGUUAACACAAGUUUGUCAAGAAGUCCAACCUUUGCAAACUUCAAAAUUACCUCAGCCUCCUUUAGACGAAACAAAUUCGAAUGCAUCAGUUCAAUCUCAUAGUUUUGCUCGGUACCCGAAAAUGCAUUUGAAUAUACCGAACGAAAUAAUAUCCGGUAAGAAUAAUUUAUUGACUAGUUGUAAAACUCUUGGCCCUGCGUCAAACCAAGUUAACAAAACGAUAAAUUUUAAUUUACACACGGAGAACGAUAAAAAAAUUAACGAAACGAAAUUAAAAACACAUUCGAACGAAAAUUUAAAUUGCAAAAGUAGUCAGGGUUGUAAAACAUCCGGAGGAGUCAAACAAUUCAACAGACGUAGUUUUCUAGCCGGAUUAAUAAAUGCACGUAAAAGAAGAGCGGAAGCUUGUUUUAGUUGGCGAAAAAAAAAAAGAAGAAAAAAAAUUAAAAGGAUUCGGCUGUCAGAUUCUCAUCAUCAUCAAGAUGAUAUUUCAGGGCUGAAUGAGAUGAGCAUGGAAAAGCCGGAUGCGGAAAAGGAAAAUUUUAUUAGGAGUUAUAGUACAAAUACAAACGUGGAUGCAUCACUCGAUGGUAAAUCACCGAUCGGACUAAGGGAAAAUAAUGAAAUGGAUAAAAGUGAAAAUGAAAAUGCGAAUGAUUUGAAAAUCAAAGGGAUCAAACUUAAAAUAAAACGCGUCGAAGGAAACAAAUUGAAAUUAGUUAAUAGUGAUUCGGAAAGUUUAAAAACUAAUAAACCUAACGAAUUUACCGAGGAAAGCAACACAAUUAAAUGCAUUGUGAAUAAAGAACUCGCGUUCUCGAGUGACGACGACACGAACGUCAAAGAUGACGAUGAUGACGACGUAUUAAAAGUACAAAAACAAAAUGAAUCCAAGACUGACAAUGUAGAAAAUUAUAAAGUAAGUACAGGGGAUAAAGAGCUUUUAAGUGGGAAAAUGAUGAUAAAAACGGUGAUAAAAACUCAAAACGGUGAAUUAAGUGUAGAGAGUACAGAAAACGAAGGUACGAACGAUAAAAAACUCGAUAAGGAAUUGAAAUGUGAAAUAAGCUUGAGAGAUAUACCAAAGAGUUGCGUUUUGUUAGAAAACGUUUGCAGAAGAAAAGAAAUUUACAAUAAAUACGUGAGGAAAACGAACAACGGAGGAAUAAAUGACGAAAUCAAAGAGAAGAACGUGAACGUUUCCGCGUCGGAAAUUUCGAUACGUUCAUCAAAAUUAAGCAAUAAAAAAAAAAGGAAAAGGAAAAGAGGAAGUAAAUUAAAGAAAGUUAAGGAGAGGAGGAGGAGGAGGAGAGCGACGGGGAAAAAAGUCAGAUUUGAAAAUGCAAUCGUGGAAAAUUGGAUAACUCCCUGCGACGGCGGCGACGAUGGUGACGUCGGUGACGAUGGUGAUGAGUAUUCAAAUGUCCUCGUCGAUUCUCAUCGUUUGAAAAUCAAAGAUGAACGAUCCAAGAAAAAACAAAUGAAGAAAUAUCGAUUAGUGCAUUGCACAAACGAUAAGAAAGAAGGUGCCACGGAUGACGACGGUUGUGGUAAACGAGAAGAAAAUUCUCUUGUACCUCAAAAUAACUCAAUUUUAGGUGAGUUUUUUAUUUGA